UCACGGUCGUGGUUGCGGUCGUCGAGGAACGUAGUACGGUGCGAUGCAAUGUUGACCCGGUGGUGGGGUGGACUCUCGGCACGCAAUAAUUGCCUCGGACCGAGACAACGGCUUUUCAUAGAGAAUUAGUCGCGGCACGUCGCUCCAUCUUUAUCGGAGAGUCUCGCUCUCUUUUUCUCAAGGACGACGACGACGACGACGACGAGGACAGAGGAAAUGGAUGCGGCGUUCACCAGCACGGCAAAUCGAGCACGUUGGUCCGCGGGGGCAGAAUCUUUCGCCGGCUCGGGAGGGCAUCGCUGCCGCUGCUGGUGAAGCUUUCGCUGGGCGACGGACUGACGUCCCGCGGCAUGAGGCGGGAAACCGGAGGGCACUGGCAGAAAGCCCGACGCUGACCGUUGGCGCCAUUGGCUCCGCGGCUGGAGAAGAUCUGCCGGUAUAUGCCACGUGAGCUCGAAGCACCUGAAAAAGAUAACUCGGAUUUAGCAAGUUUGCGAGAAUCGUUCGUUGGAAGGAUGUGCAUGCAUCGCUCGGUGGAGCCCGGGCUCGGCCUCCGUCGACUGGCAGCAGCAGGACCUGAUUCGGAUUCAAUGUUUCCGCCCUAGGCUCUGCAGCUGCGGAUCGUAGGUCGCGCUUUGUGGCUUUGGCGGACACUUCGGAUGGAGAAGGGGCAGAUCUCCUCCUCCUCUGAUAGGGAAGGGCUGGAUAAUUAGCUGGGCGAAAUUGGGCGUGUGCGCGUUCGGGGGUGGCGAGAAUGCUGCAGCAGUGCGCGCUCCGCAGGCGAGGAAUCGUGUCAGACGACGACGACGCUGGACGCAAAUGGUGAAGGAGAAUUCUUAUAAUACUCGUGAACUUGAAGAGAAUUCUGGGGUUUAAAUUGUACAUUUCAUGACACAACCGACUCCAGAAGCGAGAACGAGAGUCGCUGCUGCUGACCCUUGGAGGUUGUAAUGGCCCAAACGUAUGCGACUUCUGCUCUUUCGACGAGGUUGAGCGAAAAUUUAUUACUCUCAAAACUUGGGGAAGACUGUUCACACCAGCGUUCGAAAACUAUGAGCAGAAGCAAUUUUCUUGGGAACGUGAAUACGCUUUCAUCUGGCGCCACACUUUUACCCUGCAUAAGCCAAAGGCGGAGAGAUUUUACAACAGCGGUAUCAAACUCCCACAAAGAAAGAAAUGGACACUUCCAGCAGGCGAUUCGGAAGGUGUUCGCAGCUCCCACUGUCCCAGGCCUUAGUACAGCGACGCUGUCGGAGUCAUGUACGGCUCGGUUCCCAGGCUGGGUUAGAAAGGUUGGAUCCGGUCCUUUCCGGCGGCCGGUGAAGAUAUCAUCAUCCACUUUGCAAGUCUCAGUUGAGCCCAACGCGGACUUUUCUGUAAGACUUGACAAUGAAGCCAGAUCAGGAUUGACAGUAGUGGAAAUUGAAGGAGUCGACCAAGAAAACUUACUUGCUGAUGUCACAAGUGCAUUCAGUGAAUUGGGUGUAAGUGUUCAGAGUGCCAAAGUCUCCACUAGUAAUGACCGAAUUCGAGAUAUCUUCUCAGUCGUGGACUCAGAGACUAAGAGAGCCAUACCUGAAGAGAAAUGGAGUAUGAUUAAGGAAAAGGUGCUCAUAAGUUUGAAGCAUCGUAAAAGUCAAGAGUCAAAACUGGAGGAUCCCCUUCUUUUGGAUCAGGUAUCAUUUCUUUGCUCAGCGCUGGACAAGGUGGUGACCGAGCAUGGCAAAGCAGAUGUGGUUGAAGCGGCUUACACUCUUCAAAGAGGGUUUGAAGCUUUGAAACUUGACGAGGACCCUCGGAAACGAGCCGAUCUGCUCCGUUAUAUCGACAACAUGGAUAAAACUCUGAUAACGGCCGUGAUUCGAAUAUUUUAUUUGUAUUCUUCUCUAUUAAAUGUGGCAGACGAAGCGCAUAGUCAUCGUGGCCGACGAGAGCAGGUCUGGGCUAGCAUGAAUGCGACACCAUUAUGGUACGCUUCCUUUGACCAUACAUUAAGGUUAUUUAGGAAGGCCGAUGUCGGACCUCGCGAUCUUCAGAGCUUACUCGACCGAUGUGAGUACAAUCCAGUUUUCACAGCCCAUCCCACAGAAGCUCGGCGGAGGGAGAUCCUUACAUGCUUGCACAGAAUAUUUGAGCUGUGCAGUUCACGAGAGGACCCAAGGUUGAGUCCAGCACAGAAAACGGAAAUUGAGGCUGAAGUAGAAGCUGAGAUUGAGAUUCUGUGGAGGACAGAUGAGAUGCGUCAACAGAAACCAACUGUAAUGGAGGAGAUUAUGACGGGCCUGGACUAUUUUCGAUUUUCACUUUUUGAAGCUGUCUGCACCACUUACCGAUAUGCCGAGAAUUCGUUGAACCAUGUGUAUCCGAACUCAGGCGUGAAGAUUCCUAGCUUUAUAAAGUUCGGUUCGUGGAUUGGUGGUGACCGUGAUGGAAACCCAUUUGUUUUGCCAGAGACUACUGUGAUGGCAGCCCUAUUGGCGAGCAGGCUUAUUAUUGCCGAGUAUAUUCGACGGUGUCGCAUCUGCCAGGAUACCUUGACGCACUCUUUACUGAUUUGCGAGGUGGCACCCGAAUUACUAGAAAGUUUAGAAGAAGACAAAAAAGUGAUGCAAAAGAUUCCAGCACUCCGACAUCAAAUCGCAUCUUUUGAGCAGGAACCUUAUCGUUUAAAACUGCGCGUUAUUAGACAUCGUUUGGAGCAGAUACUUCGAAGUGUCAAUGCUCGCCUACGUGAACUGGGAGGAAGUAAUUACAGCGAUGAGUUGCUGAUCGACAUAGAGUACAACAUCGAUGAAAUACCUGGACUUGACCCGAAAGAGGGCGCAUACGCCAAUGAGGAGGGAUUUCUGCACGACUUGAAGUUGAUUGACAAAUCUCUCCGUGCCUGUGGAGACGAUCGACUUGCCGACAGCAAGCUAAAAGACCUCAUCCGACUCGGAGAAACCUUCGGAUUUCAUCUAUGUUCACUUGAUGUUCGUCAAGAGUCGACCGUUCACAGCAAGGCCGUUGGAGAGUGUAUGCAGCUGUUGGGCAUGACCGAGGACUACGAGUCAUUAUCUGAGUCAGACAAGAUACAGAAACUUGCAGAAGCUUUAUGUCUGCCCCCACCUGUAGACAAGCUUGAAGCAUUGGAGGAGAAAAUGACAGAGUCCACACAACAGGUUCUUGGAAUUUGUAAAGCCGUCGCAGAAAUAAUGAAUACCAUAUCAAAGAAAGCUAUUUCCUCUUACGUUAUCUCGAUGACUCGUCAGGCGUCACACGUCUUGGAGGUGUUGUUCCUAUCAUGGUUGACAUGCCAAGGUCUAACUGAGAGGAAGGUUUCGGGAGAAUGGCAAGCUAAAUUGGUGGUUUCUCCCUUAUUUGAGACCAUUCCGGAUCUGGAGCACAUGCCGGAAGCAUUGGAACAGCUUCUUGGCAACAGUACGUAUAUGUCAAUACUAGAGGCAACUGGUGGUGUUCAGGAGGUGAUGCUUGGAUACUCAGAUUCUUGUAAAGAUGGAGGUAUAGCAGCUAGUGCCUUCAACCUGUACAAAGCUCAGGAGGUAAUACGGAAAAUUACGAAGGAGGCGGGUGUAAAGUCUCGCAUCUUUCAUGGUCGUGGUGGUACUGUGGGUCGAGGAGCUGGCCCGACACACGAAAGUAUCCUCGCUCAGCCUCCAGGCAGCGUAGAUGGGAAAAUCAAGUUCACUGAGCAAGGUGAAGUUAUCACAUAUCGUUACGGAAACUCACCAACGGCUGCCUAUGAGCUGACGGUAGGAAUAACUGGUCUUUUGAAGGCUAGUCAUCCCUCCUUACGUACCAAGAUGGUCGACAACGCCAAGUACUUCCAAAUUAUGGACAAGGUGGCUGAUUAUGCAGAGAAGCAUUAUCGAGAACUCACAGACAAGACGGAGGGCUUCUACGACUAUUUCUAUGAAGCCACCGUGGUAAAUGAAGUUGCUCUUAUCAACAUCGGUAGCAGGCCUUCUCGUCGAAAAGCGGCAGUCCGAGACAAGACAUCCUUGCGUGCUAUCCCCUGGGUGUUUGGGUGGGCCCAGUCUCGCCAUACUCUUCCAGCUUGGUAUGGUGUCGGUAGUGGACUUUUGGGUUACACUCAAAAUGACCCGGCACUUAUUCGAGAGCUUCAAAUUAUGUACAACGAAUGGCCUUUCUUCCGCAACUUUCUUUCUAAUGUUCAGAUGUCGUUGUUUAAAGCGUCUAUGGAAAUUGCGCAAGAAUACGCCCGCCUUUGCAGGAACCGAAUCACCGAAAGGCUCGUGUACGACUUGGUGGCCCAUGAGUUCCAACUGACUGUCGAGCAGAUCCUGAUGGUAUCACAACAAAGUCAGCUUCUAGAAGACAAUCCAUCGCUGGAGAGAUCGUUCGACACUCGACGGAAGUAUCUCGACCCUUUGAACCACAUACAGGUAAUCUUGUUGGGAAGGAGGAGGGACCCCACCUUGUCUGAAGAUCGUAUUAAAUUCUGGGAGAAGCCACUAUUACGGACAAUCAAAGCCAUCGCUAGCAACAUGCGGAAUACUGGCUGAUGUGCUGGUUCAGAAACACCAACACCUGUCCUCUUUAUGUUGCUUCUCCAUCUGAAUGAUCGAUCGUCAGUCGCGGUGGUUCCAUGAAGUUCGGAGCCGAGCUAAUUGUACUUAGCGUAUGGAUGGAGAUAUAAGAGCUGAUGAGUUUUUCCCCCGACAACUGACGACUUUCGGUAACGUCUGAAGGAUCUGUCAUGUGCGUGUGUAGAGUGUAGAGUGUUCCAUAAGCGUAGCUGGUAACUGAGCGACCGUGUAGGCAUUGUGAUGGUGACUUGGUCACAGUGGCGUCCUCGAAUGGUCCAGAGCCGAAGCCAAGCAAAUUUUCGAUUUCCUCAUCUAAUAAAGUUUACCUAGAACCAAUUCUCCCGAGUUUUUCUCCUCUCCCAGAUGAAUUUCUUCGAGCAGAAUUUCUCGCU
Molecule: messenger RNA, 4942 nt
Organism: Marchantia polymorpha subsp. ruderalis
Lineage: Eukaryota; Viridiplantae; Streptophyta; Marchantiopsida; Marchantiales; Marchantiaceae
Source: the annotation of a GenBank genome assembly